This is a messenger RNA of Heterotrigona itama, 2225 nucleotides long. NCBI's taxonomy places the organism in Eukaryota, Metazoa, Arthropoda, Insecta, Hymenoptera, Apidae. The record is from the annotation of a GenBank genome assembly.
AUUUUUCUACAGAUCAUCCCGGUCAAGGACUGUCUAACACGAACGAUGCAACUUGGGCGGUUCCUGCACUUCCUUUGAAAUGUUCAUUCACCUGUACAAGUAACAACUCUUGUGUGAGGCGUAAGUUCGUACUAAAAGCGUGUCGGCCUAAUUUGUCUCAACACAUCAGAUAUUCAGAUAUCUUUUUGCAUGUAUCAGAUGUAUGUAUUUUAAGAAACAAUAGUUCACAAUUAAUAACAUAGAGGUCAGCGAAUGAACUUGCGUUUUUGCUAAGAACGUAUCUAACCUUAAAUUUAGUUUCCGUCAAUUUCUUCAUUCAUUGAAUGAAGUACAUUUAACAUUUGGAAAAAUUUAACAAAUAUAAAAAUGCCUGAUCAUUUGGGAGAAGAUAUGCGAAAAGUAAAAAAUGAGGAGGGAAAGGAAGAGAAAGAAAUAAAAUGGACAAGGACAAUAUACAAAAAGUAUUAAAGCUGUUGAAGAAGAUAUACAAACAAUAAUUAAACGUGUUAAUGAAUUGACUGGAAUCAAAGAAUCUGAUACAGGUCUUGCACCGCCUGCCUUGUGGGAUUUAGCUGCAGAUAAACAAACUUUACAAAAUGAACAACCGUUACAAGUUGCACGGUGCACUAAAAUAAUCAAUGCGAAUUCUGAUGAUCCUAAAUAUAUUAUAAAUGUAAAACAAUUUGCAAAGUUUGUAGUUGAUUUAGCAGAUUCCGUUGCUCCUACUGACAUUGAGGAAGGAAUGAGAGUAGGAGUAGAUCGUAACAAAUAUCAAAUUCAUAUUCCACUUCCACCAAAAAUUGAUCCAACUGUAACAAUGAUGCAAGUCGAAGAGAAACCUGAUGUCACAUAUAGUGAUGUUGGUGGUUGUAAAGAACAAAUUGAAAAAUUGAGAGAAGUAGUUGAGACACCUUUAUUACAUCCAGAAAAAUUUGUCAAUCUGGGAAUUGAACCACCUAAGGGAGUUUUAUUAUUUGGUCCACCAGGUACAGGCAAAACUUUAUGUGCUAGAGCUGUAGCUAAUAGAACUGAUGCUUGUUUCAUUCGUGUUAUUGGUUCUGAAUUGGUUCAAAAAUAUGUUGGUGAGGGUGCUCGUAUGGUAAGAGAAUUGUUUGAAAUGGCACGUAGUAAAAAAGCAUGUUUAAUAUUUUUCGAUGAAAUUGAUGCAAUUGGUGGAGCUCGAUUUGAUGAUGGAGCUGGCGGUGAUAAUGAAGUACAACGUACUAUGCUUGAAUUAAUUAAUCAAUUAGAUGGCUUUGAUCCACGAGGUAACAUUAAAGUAUUAAUGGCAACAAAUAGACCAGAUACAUUAGAUCCAGCAUUGAUGCGACCAGGACGUUUAGAUAGAAAAGUAGAAUUCGGAUUACCAGAUUUAGAAGGACGAACACAUAUUUUUAAAAUUCAUGCACGUUCAAUGAGUGUUGAAAGAGAUAUUAGAUUUGAACUUCUCGCGCGUUUAUGUCCUAACAGUACUGGAGCUGAAAUUCGAUCUGUUUGUACAGAAGCUGGUAUGUUUGCGAUUCGUGCACGUCGUAAAGUGGCUACUGAAAAAGACUUUUUAGAAGCUGUAAACAAAGUGAUUAAAUCUUAUGCUAAAUUCUCUGCAACUCCCAAAUAUAUGACUUAUAAUUAAUUUUAUGAUAUACAUUAUUCUUGUUUGUUCUGAGCUAUAUGAAUAUUACAAUAUUGCUAAUUAUAAUAUCUAAAUUAAUUUUCAAUUAUAAAGUAAACAAUAAAUUGCAAUUUAUUUUUUACUUAAUCAUAUUUUCUUUGCUUUCUUAUUUGAAAUAAUAUCCCGCUUAUAUCAUAUUAUUCUUUCCAAAUCAAGUAGAAUUAGUUUUUGAGAUUUCAUGAAACUUGAAUUUUAACGGGGCAUUUGGUUUAUUAAUUAACAAAGACUUCAUUCCAAGUUCACCUCCAUACCAAGAAAUUUUAAGCCGUUGACAUAUCUGCACAAUGUAAGAAGAUUAUAUCAUUUUAAUAUAAAAUAAUUACAUAUACUUCAAUUGUAUCAAAAGAAGAGUUAAAGAAAAUUUAAGGGAAAUGGCUUUUGAGAAAUGGAUUCUUCAAAACGUUUUAGUUUAUCAACACACAAAAAAAAUAUCAGUAACAAAAAAUUUAUAACUAAGUAAUAUAGAGUUGUAUGGUAAAAUUUCAAAAUUGUCAAAAAUAUUAUAUGAUAUUAUGUAAUAAAUACUUUUUAUUAAAACUCACUGGAAUCUUUU